AAAAAUCCUCUAAAAUGGCAAAGCUUUUCAUUCUCCUCGCCCUUGUGGCCAUCGUCGCCAUGCCCUCCACCGAGGCCCUUAGCGCCACCGGAGUGGCCCAGGUCAUCAACGCUGUCCAGCAAGGUGGUGCCCAACUGAUCACCGUCAUGCCCCAGAUCCAGGAAGUCGCCCGUCUUACCAAACCUUUCUUGCAGCAGUUGAGGAACAAAAUCAUCGAAGCCAUUCGUCAAGUCCUUAUCGCCGAGAAGGAAAGCGAAACUUUCAAACAAAUCGCUUCCCAGGUCCAAGCCAUCGUUGAGCAGAUUAACUCUGGUGUCUACCAGAUUAACAACGCUCAAAACCUUAUGGGUUAGAUUGUUGCUGGUUGUUGAUUAUUAAAUUAAUUUCAUAACUCUACCAAAUUUUGUUUUGUUGCUGUUUUCAAAUAAAUUUCCGAGCCAA
Messenger RNA from Dalotia coriaria, 441 nucleotides. RefSeq lists its product as uncharacterized. Bases 15 to 353 code for a protein of 112 amino acids. Lineage: Eukaryota; Metazoa; Arthropoda; Insecta; Coleoptera; Staphylinidae. The transcript is spliced from 2 exons. The record is from RefSeq and is a predicted model, not a curated record.